AUGGUUAGAUAUUCCGGACGGCACAGUGAAGGUAAGAGCAGAGAAGACGGCGAGAGCAUUCCACAAAGGAGAGAUGCUACACCUUCAAAUUCUUCUCGUAAGAUUAAAGACAACAAUAGCUUUGGUAAUAAUCGCCCAGGAAAAUACUGGGAUGGAAAAGAAUGGAUACUUGAUCCCAAUCUCGUCAAGAGAAUCGAGAAUUUUAUGAUAACCUGGAGGCUGCCACCAAGAGUAAACUAG
Messenger RNA from Botrytis byssoidea, 240 nucleotides. RefSeq lists its product as uncharacterized. The record is from RefSeq and is a predicted model, not a curated record. NCBI's taxonomy places the organism in Eukaryota, Fungi, Ascomycota, Leotiomycetes, Helotiales, Sclerotiniaceae. Bases 1 to 240 code for a protein of 79 amino acids. The transcript has a single exon.